Messenger RNA from Rosa rugosa (rugosa rose), 1565 nucleotides. RefSeq lists its product as uncharacterized. The transcript has 3 exons. Lineage: Eukaryota; Viridiplantae; Streptophyta; Magnoliopsida; Rosales; Rosaceae. Gene Ontology annotation, molecular function: mRNA binding; metal ion binding. The record is from RefSeq and is a predicted model, not a curated record. Bases 339 to 1175 code for a protein of 278 amino acids.
ACUCGGGGUUUUCUUCUUUUUUACUCUCAGCUGAGACUCGUAAUGUCUCUUCAUAAUUCAUAUCAAUUGCAUAGUUAGAGAGUUUCAUUCGUUACCUUCCCAUUUCACUAAAUCCUCGUGUUUCUGGGUCAAAUUACAUCUGGGUUUUCUUGAUAUAUACUUCCAUGGACUCCAUUCCCAACUCAUCAUCUUCACCUGUACUGUGAGAAUGGGUCUCAUUUCAGCAUCUGGGUUUCUUAGAUUUCAGCUCUAACCAGAUACUCACCACAAUUUUGCUUCUGGGUCCACCAAAAACUUUGAUCUUCUGAGUUGGUUUUUAAGCUUUAAACUGUACCAACAUGAGUAAUCUUCAAUCAACCUGCCAAUUCUUCACUCCAUUUCCGAGAGAGGGUCAAGAAUUCGAAGCUGUAUCGGACACUGGACACCACCAAGCUUUCAAGAAACCCAGAGUCUCUAAGGUUGGGUCAGACUCAAUGGUUAUUGAGAGGAGAUAUAAGUGGUUGCAUUACAAGACCCGACUGUGCAAUAACUUCCAACGGGGUGGUUGCCAUUAUGGUGAGGCAUGUCUCUAUGCUCACGGCAUUGAAGAAAUCCGCAACACUUUGGGUAGUUCGGAGAAUGAGAAGGGCAUGUUGGGUAGGACUGAGUAUGCUCGUCACAGAACUUGUGAUGAACUUCGACUUUGCAAGUUGUUCUUGAAUGAGGGGAAAUGCACAUAUGGAGAGAAAUGCCGCUUUCGUCAUGUGAUUCCGAAAAGUAUCAGAGAUGAGUCAGUGAUCAUUUUGACUAGUGGGUCUAAAGGGUCUCAAAUUAGUGGCUCUGGGCAAUUUGGGGGCAAGAGGUCUCUGGGUUUGGAUGUUGACACUAAUGGAGUGAGUGGAGGCAGGCAUUUUAGGCAGCAAAGCUCUGUUGCAGCUGGGAGAGGGAUGCUGAGUAAUACCUGCAUGGCCAGUGGAAGCUUUGCUCAUGGACAUGCCGUGCUAAGGAAGCUCUGUGGCUACACUGCUGUGGAGACUAAGACUUGUACUACUUCUAGAAAUGUGCAAGUUAUGGACGGCAACUUCGACUGGAAUGAACUUGAGAAAAUGAGCCGCAUCUAUGCUGAUUGGAUUGAAGAAAUUCCUCUUGUACAUAGGAAGGGGUUUGACAUGUUCUCAAGGCAAGGCAUGGCAUAGCAUUCUGGACAUGAUUCAUAGGAAGCCAGCUCUGUUGAAUCAGGAAAAUGAUAUUUCACUAGAAUACAAGCUACCCCAGAAUAAAAGGGAUUUGGAAUAUCUUUUUUCGUAAUUUUGUUCAGUUGGCAAAUGUUGCAGACUGCAGAGUUAUGUUUGUGUGAAAUAUCUCAGAAAUCAUAUUAGUUUAACGACAUCCUAUUUGGUACCUUUAAGAAUGGUACUUAGUAUAAGCUUCUGUGUGCGUGCGUGCAUAUACAUUAUUGUGUAUGGCCUCUGAAAUUCACCUUAUGUGUGCUAACAUUCACAAUGUUAUGCUCCUCUUCCAACUAUUGAUUGUGAUAAUGUGAACAAAAAUGUGUAAUACUUGUCAUGCGUACUACUUUUGCUCAA